Molecule: messenger RNA, 4692 nt
Organism: Calliphora vicina (urban bluebottle blowfly)
Lineage: Eukaryota; Metazoa; Arthropoda; Insecta; Diptera; Calliphoridae
Exons: 6
Coding region: 84-4691 (1535 amino acids)
Biological process (GO): cell-matrix adhesion
Cellular component (GO): basement membrane; extracellular region
Molecular function (GO): serine-type endopeptidase inhibitor activity
Source: RefSeq, a predicted model, not a curated record
AAAAAAAAACAGCAACAUAAAAGCAUAAGAUAACAUUAACCUUAAAGUUUGGAGUUUUUUGAUGCGGUUUGUUUUAAAAUCACAUGCGUAUAAAUAUGGCUCGAUAUGAUGAUAAACGAUGGUUGAAGUUGUUUUCUUUUGGUGCUCUGGUUUUUGCAUGUUUACUGGUUGCAUCGGAGGCAGGACGUUCACAUGCAAACUUAACUGCAUGUCAGCAUUUACGUCGCGCCGAAUCCAGACGUUCCAAAGCCCUAAACACUAGAGUUCGUGCGCCCAGAUGUGAUAAGCGUGGUCAGUUCGAAACCGUACAGUGUGCGAAUAUUAGACGCGGUGAAGAUUGUUGGUGUGUCGAUGAGUAUGGCGUUGAAAUACCCGGUACUCGGAAUACCACAAAGAAAACAGUACAGUGCAAAGAACCCUCCAACUGUUCAGCUUCGGCUUGUCGCAUGUUUUGUCCUUCGGGCUUUGCACGAGACCCACAAACUGGUUGCAGCCAAUGUCGCUGUCGUGAUCCCUGCGAUGGUAUAAACUGUCCCAAUGGUCAGUCGUGUCAAUUGAUGGAGGUCAAUUGUAAGAGCGAACCUUGUCCACCGGUGCCCACCUGCAAGAAAGCCAGAUCUUUGGCUAAUUUCUGUCCAGCUGGUAUGCCGUUAGCCAUAGAGGAUGGCAGCAAUAUGAGACCUUUUCUGUGUGGCGUAGACCCCGGUAAGCCACAAUGUCCACCUCUGUAUCAGUGUAUGGUGGAGGGAGGCAAUGAUUAUGGUGUUUGCUGUCCCAGUGCUUUGAAGUUUAAUAAGCCUGGCGUUUGUCCCGCUCCAGAGAUGGAAAAUUAUACUCCAAGUACGGGUUACAUGUGCGGUACACCUUGUACUCAUGAUCUGGAAUGUCGUAAUAUGGAGAAAUGUUGUUUUACCAAGGGCUGUCAGUACAAUUGCCAACAGCCACACAAUGUCACCACCUGCCAACAGGCCAGAGCCUUGUCCGACAUCUUGGCCAUUAAUGAAAGAGAGGGACGUGGUUAUGUGCCAGAUUGCAACGGUCCCAGUGGCAUGUUCUCGCCCAGGCAGUGUUCUCGUAAUGGUUUAGUAUGUUGGUGUGUAGAUCCCAGAACAGGACAUAAAAUUGUGGGCAGCAUGGGAGCGGCGAAUAUGGUGAACUGUGAGGGUUGGGAAAAUAUGAUUAGUAGAUCGUUAAUGGGUCGUAGUUUCAACCAGGAGAAAUGUGAUACCAAUAUUUGUGCAGCAGUAUGUGAAUAUGGUUUUAAGAAUGACCACAAUAAUUGUCCCACCUGUGAAUGCGCCCAGCCAUGUGAGGGUUUCUUAUGUCCCAUUGGUUCACAAUGUGAAGUUGCCACAGAUCCUUUAUGCAAGUCGGGCUCUUCAUUGUGUGCUUCUUGGCCGGUAUGCAAACCCUCCAUGGCUUACUCAAAUCCCUGUGAAGUGGGUACACCCUUAGCCGAUAAUGUCACAAAUGAAAUAAUGUAUUGUUACAAUGAACGCCAAAGCUAUGGCAGAGAAAUAAAAUCAUUCUUUGAUGCUGAACCUGAAUACAAAACAUCCCGGGCUAUGUCAAAUCGCAUUCUUUGCCCGAAAGAUUACAAAUGUACGAAAUUACAUAAGGAAUCGGAAAGUGUUUGCUGUCCCGCUAAAAAUGCCGAAGAAAAUAAGCCAGUUGAGCCUCGCCAACAAACGAUGUGCGAGUAUAUACGUGACUUUUCCGAACGUAUGGAGGGCACCGAAGAAGGCAUGAAACUGGCAUUGCCCGAGCCUCGUUGCUCUGACGAGGGCAACUACAAGGAACGUCAGUGUAGUUUCCGCAAAAUCAAAGUAACCAGAGCUGAACAUCGCAAAAUUUUAGAGGAAAAUACCAUAAGACGAAUGCGCAUGCUGUUGGCCAAUAGUGCUGCUAAACGCACGAAACGUGAUGCUGAACGCCUCAAACUCUAUCGUGUCGAUGACAGUUUGCUCAAGGUACAGUUAGCUGCUCCAAUUAUGGGUCGUAAUGCCAAGGUCAUUGAUAUGGGUGCCAGUAAGCAACAAAGUUUGGGACAAUUAUUUGAAACUGAUUUCAAAAAAGUCGUACCCGCUCCCAAGAAACCCCUAAAUGAUGAUGAAAUUGUAGAGUUGGAUGUGGAAGAGUGCUGGUGUGUAGAUAGUUUUGGCACGGAAAUACCGCACUCGCGAGGAUUUAAUGUUUCAGAAGAAUUCUGUGUCCAGUUGCGUGAAGAAAUUGAGUGCUUAGAUCUAACUUGUCGCAUGGGCUGUGAGUAUGGUUUCACUUUAGAUCCAAUUACCCGCUGUCCGGCUUGUCAGUGCCGCGAUCCCUGCCAAGAUGUGGCUUGCGGUGAGAACGAGGAAUGUCGCAUUGUGGAGGUAUCAUGUGAUGAUGAAUAUUGUCCUCCCGUACCCGCCUGUUUAGCACGUAAACCCGGUCAAUGUCCCUAUCUGGUGCCUCCAGGGCCCGACAAUUUAGAUGCCAAUGCUUGUGCUUAUGAAUGUCGCACGGACUCUCAUUGCGAUGGUGCCAAACGUUGUUGUUCGAACGGUUGCGGUACCCAGUGUGUUCUACCACAAAUGAAGACCGCCUGCCAGCAUUUACAGGCCAUACAAAUGCAUCAGUCUUCCGAGUUGGGAAUACCGGUCAUGAAAAUGAAUAUUGCCCAGUGUGACGCUAACACCGGCGAAUGGAACAAAGUGCAAUGUUCAUCGACUAAUGGAGAAUGUUGGUGUGUCGAUGAGCAUGGCCAGGAGAUGAGUGGCACUCGGCUAAAGGGUACAGAGCCAGUGUGUGAGGAAAAUUCUGCCUUCAAAUGUGAGAAACAGAAUUGUUCUUCCAACUGUGAGGCUGGCUAUCAAGUGGAUGCAAAUGGUUGUCAGACCUGUGAGUGCAGAGAUUUUUGUGCGGAAAUAAAUUGUGGUGCGUCCGAAGAAUGCCAAUUGAUAAAUAUAGACUGUGUGGAUGCGCCAUGUCCAAAAAUGCCCAUUUGUGUGCCUAAACGUGAAUCUUUGUGUGCCGAGGGAAGUCCUUUAAAGCAGGGUGAUUUGGUAGUAAGCUGUGGGCCGCACAACGAAAAUGAAACCUGUCCCUCAUCGCACACCUGCCAACUGAAUCCGGUAACGCAUCGCGGUGUUUGCUGCACAAAGACUAGAGAUGUUUGCUUCGAAUCUAUGGACAAUAGCUGCCUGUCAAAGACAACAUCUGUUGCCAAUGCAACACGUUAUCGUUUCAAUCCGAAAGCCAAUCGCUGCGUGGCCGUUGUUAUUGACUUGAACGAGAGCAGCUGCCAAACUAAAAACCUCUUCCACAAUGAACUGUCCUGCAAUUCCGUAUGUCCUGCUCUAACCCAAUGUGAAAGAUUGAAAUUGAAAAACACUUUGGCUGCCCAAAGAACAGGACAUUCCUCGGUGUGGUUUAAGCCCAGAUGUGAUCCCAUAACUGGCCAUUGGAGUCCAGUGCAAUGUUUAGGCAAACAGCCUGAUUUGAACUCGGUAACAGGAUCUUUAGAUCAGACACCCUCACCUUAUGGUGUGUGUUGGUGUGCCGACAAAAAGGGAGCUCCCCUAAAGGGUACUUUAACAAGAGACAUUGAACCGGUAUGCAAUAGUAGGCAAGGACGAAAAUACAAGUCCCAGGACACAAGUGAUUUACUUGUUAUGGAAGAACUUAUACGACAAAUGACGGUUUUAACUGAUUUCGAUAACUUUCUGGAAACCGAGGUAGAAGACUCUAAUGAGGUACAAGCGAGACAUAUUAAAACCGAAGAUAUUUUGGAUAAUAUAGCAGUAAGCAGUACCACAGUAACUCCUAUGCCUGCUUUACAAUCAGCUGUUACUGAACGUGUUUUGGAGCUGGCCAACUCCCUGUGGGACUCCAAGUUGCUGGUGGAAUCUGUUAAACCUAUUCACCUGAAAAUCACCAGAUGUCGAUCUUUGGCUCAAACUGCACCUUUUCCCAUUUCUUGUGAUGAUAUUGGUGCCUUUAGUCCCAUGCAAUGCAACAAAAAACAUUGUUGGUGUGUAGAUUCUGCUGGCAAUCAAUUGGAAUCCUCGCCCAUGUUUGAGAAGGGACAAUACAACUGUACGCCCACGCCCAUUUCAUCGGUCAUUGUAGAAAUGCACAUGCAAAACAAUUCCAUAACCUCUAUAAAUAAUGUCUACGAUAUCAUACGCUCCGAGCUCAAUCAACUGUUGGGCCGUAAUGUCGAAAACUUACGGGUGCAAGAAAAUGGCGAUGGUUCAGCGCUCAUACGGUUCGAAUUACACAAUGAUGAUAAAAUUGACAUGGCUUUUGCCAUAGAAACUUCCAUAAUGAGCGGUGACUUCAAACUGGCCAACGGCCACUAUUCAACGGAUAUAACACGUGUACAGUUCAUACAUCGCCGCGAGGAGUUACCCACAUAUGCCAAAGUCAUAACAUCACACGAGGGCACCAUACAAUUGGUGCUCUUUAUAACGGCCAGCAGUACGGCUCUGCUGAUUUGCAUUUUUGUGGUGUAUUUCAUGAUGAAACGUGGCAAGGAGAAGGGUAUGACCAAUCCGUAUUUGUCAUCUUCACCGCCACCUUAUCAAUCGCGUAAAAACAGUUUAACGAAUGAUAAUGACUUUGCUUCGCCCAUUUUCGUGCUAAGUCCGGAACAUGAUUUAGAAAGUAUUCGACCGCCUUAUGAGAACAAAAAGUCGGAAAAGUGUUAAA